This is a messenger RNA of Fusarium vanettenii 77-13-4, 1099 nucleotides long. RefSeq lists its product as uncharacterized. The coding region runs from base 261 to 983 and encodes 240 amino acids. The record is from RefSeq and is a predicted model, not a curated record. The transcript has 3 exons. Lineage: Eukaryota; Fungi; Ascomycota; Sordariomycetes; Hypocreales; Nectriaceae. Gene Ontology annotation, biological process: proteolysis. Gene Ontology annotation, cellular component: cytosol. Gene Ontology annotation, molecular function: pyroglutamyl-peptidase activity.
CGACCAAAGCACCUGCGUCGGGCAUCUUUGUACUAAAGCGACCCGAGCUGGGACGUGCUGUGCCUGGAAGCAGCAUCUAUCCGUGGCUAGACGGGGUCCAGUGGCAGUUCUCGUUGUCGGUGGUGCUUGCUGCCGUGUGUCCUCGACUGACAACCCGCUCUCCCAGCCUCAGGUGAUGACGAACACUGUCCCCCCACGGGUAUAAUAACCUUGGAUAUCCCCCCAUCUCCUGCCCACAGCAGGAACAGGAAUCAUACACGAUGGGUUCGCAGAUAGGGGAUCCGGAUGAAUUGACGGUUCUCGUCACGGGCUUUGGCCCCUUUAGGGAGCAGUAUCCCAUCAACCCCUCGUGGGAGAUUGCCAGCGGCCUGCCCUCCCACCUGCCGCCGCUGCGGGCAAAGAACCCAAACUCGCGGCACGUCGCCGUUGCGCUGCCCAAGGUGCGCAUCCUGGUGCACCCGGAGCCGAUCCGCGUCAACUAUCGCGUCGUGAGGGACCUGGUGCCGACGUUUUACAGCGGACAGCGGAUUGACGUGGUGAUCCACAUUGGCAUGGCGGGCCCCCGGCCGUUUUACUGCAUCGAGAGGAGGGGGCAUCGUGAUGGGUACAAGCACACUGACGUUGAUGGUGAGAGGCCUGAUGAGGAGGAGGAGCGUAAGCCUGGGAGCGAUUGGCCGUGGAGGGGGUUGCCUGAGGAGAUUGAGACGGAGUUGGACGUGGAAGAUGUGCUUGGGCGAUGGCAGGCACAUAGUUCGGAGGAUUUGGACCUUCGUAUUUCCGAGGACGCGGGGAGAUAUCUAUGCGACUUUAUCUACUACUCGAGCCUCGCCGAGCUGUGGAAGUUACAGCGGCCUAGAAAGGUGGUGUUUCUUCAUGUGCCGGCCGACGCAUCGCAUCAAAGCAUCGAGACAGGGCGAGAGUUGGCUGUGAAUCUGAUACGGUCCAUUGUUGAGAGCGAAACGGACAAGUCGCGGGAGAAGUAAGGGAGGAACAUGUCAGCAUGUAUGCAUACGGGAGUUUGUUUCUUUUUGUCUCUAUCAAUGACAUCACAAGCCGAGAUUUUCUCACUGCAAAACGUAAUUCGGCGACUUGUUAUGCA